GUGCCCACAUCCAAGAUGGCGCCCCCAGGAGCUGGGAGCGGGUGACCGGCGGCGGGGAAGCGGCCUGGGCUGGGGCCCUCAGAUUGCGGGGUCCCGGGGGCCUGUCGCGGGGCGCCCCCGUGACCCACCGACCAGGCCUUCCCCCCGGGCCGGAGCGAUGGCCGCCGAGAACAGCAAGCAGUUCUGGAAGAGGAGCGCCAAGCUGCCGGGGAGCAUUCAGCCGGUGUAUGGAGCUCAGCACCCGCCUCUGGAUCCUCGGCUCACCAAAAACUUCAUCAAAGAACGGUCAAAGGUCAACUCGGUUCCUCUGAAGAACAAGAAGGCCUCCAGUUUCCAUGAGUUUGCCCGGAAUACCAGUGAUGCUUGGGACAUUGGCGACGAUGAGGAAGAGGACUUUUCCUCACCUCCUUUCCAAACUCUGAACUCAAAAGUGGCUUUGGCAACUGCGGCCCAAGUCCUGGAAAACCACAGCAAGCUGAGGGUAAAACCCGAACGGUCCCAGUCGACAGCAUCAGACGUCCCUGCCAGCUACAAGGUCAUAAAGUCCAGCAGUGACGCCCAGCUGUCCCGGAACGCCAGUGACACGUGCCUGAGGAACCCACUCCACAAACAGCAGUCUCUCCCUCUCCGGCCCAUCAUCCCCCUUGUCGCCCGGAUCUCAGACCAGAAUGCCUCUGGGGCCCCUCCGAUGACAGUCCGGGAGAAAACCCGCCUAGAAAAGUUCCGUCAGCUCCUUUCUAGCCACAACACCGACUUAGAUGAAUUGAGGAAGUGGAGUUGGCCAGGCGUUCCCAGGGAAGUUCGACCGGUCACCUGGAGACUGCUGUCGGGCUAUCUCCCGGCAAACACCGAGCGGCGGAAGUUGACCCUGCAGCGGAAGCGGGAGGAGUACUUUGGCUUCAUUGAGCAGUAUUAUGACUCCCGAAAUGAGGAGCAUCACCAGGAUACUUACAGACAGAUUCACAUUGACAUUCCAAGGACGAAUCCUCUCAUUCCAUUGUUCCAGCAGCCGCUAGUCCAGGAGAUCUUUGAGAGAAUUCUCUUUAUCUGGGCCAUCCGACACCCCGCCAGUGGGUAUGUCCAGGGGAUCAAUGACCUGGUCACUCCGUUCUUCGUCGUCUUCCUCUCGGAAUAUGUGGAAGAGGAUGUGGAGAACUUUGACGUGACCAACUUGUCUCAGGACAUGCUGCGAAGCAUUGAAGCAGACAGCUUUUGGUGUAUGAGCAAGCUGCUGGACGGGAUCCAGGAUAAUUACACCUUUGCACAGCCAGGGAUCCAGAAGAAGGUCAAGGCACUGGAGGAGCUUGUCAGCCGGAUCGAUGAGCAGGUACACAGUCACUUCAGGAGGUACGAGGUGGAGUACCUGCAGUUCGCCUUCCGGUGGAUGAACAACCUGCUGAUGCGGGAGCUGCCUCUGCGCUGCACCAUCCGCCUGUGGGACACCUAUCAGUCUGAGCCCGAAGGGUUCUCGCAUUUCCACCUCUACGUGUGCGCGGCCUUCCUGAUCAAGUGGCGGAAGGAGAUUUUGGAUGAGGAAGACUUCCAGGGCCUCCUCAUGCUGCUGCAGAACCUGCCGACCAUCCACUGGGGCAACGAGGAGAUCGGGCUGCUGCUGGCCGAGGCGUACAGACUCAAGUACAUGUUUGCGGACGCCCCCAACCACUACCGCCGAUAGGUGCUGUCUCCCCGCCCGGGGACCGGACUGCCCCAUCUCUGAUGGCGAUUUCAUCACUGUGGCCACUGUGCAAGCCGUGGGCCCCGGCCAGGAAUCACUCCUGCUGUACAAAGCUCACCCUCCGCCGCUGCCGCCGCCGCUGCCGCCACCGCCCAGGUCUUCACUUCACAGCAUCCGCCACGUUGUGUCUCAGGAUGCGUGUCUGGGACCACUGUCAGUAUUCUGUGCCCUGUGGAUGGGCCCGACUCUGGGAGAGGCAGAGGAGGCGACGAUUGUCUUUCCCUUCGGGAGACACUGGACAAAAGGAGGGGGGCUCCAGGUCUGCCCCACACUGUCCAUAUGUGCACCUGCUGGCUCUGCCCAGGACCCAGCGGGUGGUUUUAUUUUUCUUUCUUUUUUCUACAUUUCCAUGCCCGGGGCACAGGGUAUUAGGCUCUCGGGCCGUCGCUGUUUGUGACUCAUUUAAUCUCGUCACAGGUCAGAGACACUAUGUUUUCAGAAGACCCUGCUGCCCCGCCCUCACCUCCUCCUGCCCCCCGCUGAGCCAGGACACAGGAGUGAGCCCUUCCUUCUCAGGUGGAGGAGACACCAUCCUCAUAACCCUGAGGAGAGGCCUACACUCAAGGGCUAGGAAUUGCGUUUCCCCGUUCCUCCUCUAUGAAUCUUACAUUUGGUGUGCGUGUGUGUGUGUGUGUGUGUGUAGUGCAUGCAUGCGCACAUGUGUGUGUGUGUGUGUGUGUGUGUGUACGAGCCCAUCGGCAUUUUGUCCCGUCUGAAUUUGUGUUCAGACUAACCCAUCAGAAACAGUUGGGAAGGACCUGAGGGACCAAGCAUCUGUGGUCCCUUGAGAGGGACCAGGGCAGGGGAGGGAGAAAGAGUGGUUUUGGUUUUUGGGUUUUUUUUUUUUUCUUUUUUUUCCCCCACCCCCCUUCUUUCUUCUUUUUUUUUUUAACCACCUCUUCAAACCCCUUUUCCAGGGUGAACCACUCCAAGAUAUUAUGUAUAAAUUGUGUUAUUAUGUAUAUGGGUAAAGGUGUACAAAUCUAUGUCCUCUUUGUAGCAGAUAUGAUUUUAUAUUUAUAGUGUGCAUUGACACAUGAACGCAAUCCAGGUCAUGAGAUGAAGCUGCUGGGCGGGUAGCUUCAGGGAAGGGGCCUGGGGCCUGGAGCCAUCUGGAGCAGCCUGUGGCCAGCGACAAGCUGCGCGUCGUCCGUGUUUCAGCCUCCGCCCUUCCCCGUCCCGCCUCGCCGUCCCUCCUAGGGCCUCUGUGAACACCUAGCCCCCGGCCUCCCCUUUUCCACUGCAGAGCCUCCCUCCGCUCACCCCAGCAGCCUCCCCGGGAAGGACCGCAGAGGCAGACGCCCUCCCUCAGGUUCUGUGUUCCCAGCCUCGUCACCCGUGGAAGUCAGCACUGUGGUCAGGACAGAAGCUGGCCGACAAGUCAGUGCCAAGAGAAUCGGGAUCCCUGUGUGUCCCCAAGGUGGGGGCCUCCUCCCAGAGAGCGGCAUCAGGUGUCCCCUGUCACCAUCACACUCCCCACAGUCACGAGGUGGCGGACCCAUGCUCAGGUUGUGGCGUCUGGUAGUGGAGAAAGGGAGGAUGCAGGCCAGUGGCGGUCCACCCGCCGGGCAGCCGGGCAGCGCUCCUGGGGUGACACCCCUAAAGCUCACUCGCCCGUGUCCUUCCUUCCCCGAGUUCGGUCCCUCGCCCAAGCUGUUUCUCAGGCGUUCUUCCCUGUGCCCCGCCCUCCCCUUGGUGUGCCUCGGACUCCUCCACAGAUGAGAGGACCCGUGGCCUCCCUCCGACUAAUUAAAGAGACACUUGUGUUCCCAAGUGGUGGGUUUAUUUUUUUAGUUUUAUGUUUGUAUGGGAAAUUGUGGAUAAAGUGAAUGGACUGUAAAUAAAUGGUGUUUCCUCCUCCUCCACCAUGA
Molecule: messenger RNA, 3606 nt
Organism: Peromyscus maniculatus bairdii (prairie deer mouse)
Lineage: Eukaryota; Metazoa; Chordata; Mammalia; Rodentia; Cricetidae
Gene: Tbc1d22b
Product: TBC1 domain family member 22B
Biological process (GO): activation of GTPase activity
Molecular function (GO): GTPase activator activity
Source: RefSeq, a predicted model, not a curated record